Molecule: messenger RNA, 678 nt
Organism: Closterium sp. Naga37s-1
Lineage: Eukaryota; Viridiplantae; Streptophyta; Zygnematophyceae; Desmidiales; Closteriaceae
Source: the annotation of a GenBank genome assembly
AUGCACAUCAACGUACCUUCCGCGCUCAUUGCUGCUCUCUCUGAUGCUGCCGGGAGGCCAGCAGCAGGCAGCACUGCAACGGGGGAUGGGAAUGAGACUGAUGGUGGGAAUGGCGAUGGGAGUGGGAGUAAGGAGGGAGAGGAGGGAUUGGAGAGGGAUAGGGAGCAGCAGCGCCUGCCGCUGCUGCUUCACCUCUCCACGGACCAAGUCUACGAGGGCACCAAGUCGUUUUACAAGGAGGAUGAUCCGUUGCUGCCAGUGAACACGUACGGGAGGAGCAAGGUGGCAGGGGAGCAGGCCGGGCGCGAGCAGUGGCGGGGCAGCCACGCCAUUCUGCGCAGCAGCAUUAUCGUGGGUCCGCCCCCACCUGUGCCUCUGAAAAAGACCCUGCCGCUGCAGGUGAGAGCCAAGGGGAGUCUUUUUCGAAGUGCCUUAAUCAUCGUGGGUCCGCCUCCACCCGUGCCUCUGAAAAAAACCCUGCCGCUGCAGGCCACCGGACAACACUUCUCAUGGAUGGAUGGAGCACUGCACUCUGCGUUGGCAUCUGCCAACCAGAGUCCUUUUUUUACGAUGAGUACCGCUGCCCCGUCUACGUGCACGACUACCCCCGCAAUGUCCGAGUACUCAUGCAUCGACACGCCCAAGGUGCGUGCCUUGCUGAUUCCGAGUGGAGAUUAG